AUGAUGGAGCAAAGGGUUCCGCUUCCUGGAGAGUCUGCGGAGGGCUGUCGCAAGCGAGUAAUGGCAGAGUGCCGACGAAGGUGGCAUUCUGACCAGGAGUUGCGAGAUGCAUUUUCUGAACGGGCCAAGUCUUUUAAUCAGGAGGAAAGAGCAGAAGCAAGGGUAGUGGCUGCCACGUCCAGAAAUGCACCUGAGCCUGCAGGUGCUACCGUAGCAGCUCAUGCGAACAACUCUACAUCUACUUUGGUGACAAGUCAGGGAGUUGCCGCAAAGUACGUGCCUCACUUGGCCCCGCACGGGGGAUUUGGCUGCCUUGGCCUUGGAGACCGCAGCUUUGGCAUCAGCAAAAUGAUGGUGAAAGAGACCGACGAUGCAACCACAGGCUUUGUUCAGCGAUGGAGCAAUGAUUGGCGCCGAUACGUUGGCGGCAUUUGCGAGGUCCAGGUCAGCAGGAAGAAGAAGAACAUGGGUCCAAACGUCACCAUCCGACAUCCUUUUUUGGUGGCCGGGAAGCGCUGCGGGUAG
Molecule: messenger RNA, 525 nt
Organism: Symbiodinium natans
Lineage: Eukaryota; Dinophyceae; Suessiales; Symbiodiniaceae
Source: the annotation of a GenBank genome assembly